AUGGGUUCAUCCUCAACUCAAAUUGGGCAUCACCAGACGGCAGCCAAAGAAUGUGUCCCCAUAGUUCCGGCGGCCAAAUACCCUUCGUUUUCUUCCUCACUUUCAUUAUCAUCAUCGUCAUCUUCACUGGGAUCUUCGUUUUUUCCCGAUGGUUCGCCUGGAUUCCAAAGAAGCUACAAAAUCACAACAAAAAAGGACUACUCCAUGAAGUUGCUGCCAUUGCCUCCGCUGAAUAUCCCACGACCCUCGAAAUCCAGCAGUUUUGGAGUCAUGAUAACGAGGAAGAAAGAAUCCGGCGGCGUCUCCGAGAGUUUCCGGCGGAUGGAUCCAUUUUUCGCGGCGUUGGUCGAGUGUUCCAAGGAAGACGGUGAUCAAGAAACCGACAGAAAUCUCUGGACCGGAGCUAAGGUAACGAGAAGCGUGAGUGACAGGUUGGGGUUCAUCAAUCUUUACAGUUCGUGUAAAAGAAGUUGCGCAGUUUCGGAAUCAAUGGUGUAUCUUCCGAGGUCUCGAAGAACUGCAGCUUAUGACCUAAUUAAUCACCGUCGUUCUCGUUAUGAGUAA
Messenger RNA from Hibiscus syriacus, 564 nucleotides. RefSeq lists its product as uncharacterized. Bases 1 to 564 code for a protein of 187 amino acids. NCBI's taxonomy places the organism in Eukaryota, Viridiplantae, Streptophyta, Magnoliopsida, Malvales, Malvaceae. The record is from RefSeq and is a predicted model, not a curated record. The transcript is spliced from 2 exons.